AUGGUUUUGCUAAAGCAAAAUCCUCCUAUCUUCGAUGGGAUAGGAGAGCCAGCAAAGGCCGAGACUUGGAUAUGCGCUUUGGAGCGUAUUAUCACAGUUCUGAUGUGCAACGAUGAGGAACGAAUGACUUGUGUGACCUAUGGGUCAGCCGACAUCUGGUGGGAUACCAAGAUGAAGACUACGCCACGAGAUCAAGUGGGUAGAAUGACUUGGGAGAACUUUAAGGAGGAGAUAUAUAUCAAGUACGUACCAACGAGCUACCGAAAAGCAAAGGCGGCUGAGUUUUACAACUUAACCCAAGGGCGCAUGUCGGUGACUGAAUAUGACCGCACCUUCCGCGAUAUGACCCAGUAUGCGCUGGAUCAGGUUGACACAGAUGAGAAACUGGCCGAGAAGUUCCGUGAAGGGUUGAGACAUGAGAUAAGAAUGUCAUUAGCUAGCCGUGAGAGACUUACAUACGCGGAAGCAUUGGCCCUUGAACUAGACGUUGAGGCAGCUAUGCCCAAGGAGAGAGUAACGGAGAACACUACACUGGCACUGCCUCCACCAAAUUAUUCUCGAGAGAAGAGAAAGUGGGAUGAAAAAUAA
Salvia splendens (bonfire salvia) is the source of this 588-nucleotide messenger RNA. RefSeq lists its product as uncharacterized. The record is from RefSeq and is a predicted model, not a curated record. The transcript has a single exon. The coding region runs from base 1 to 588 and encodes 195 amino acids. NCBI's taxonomy places the organism in Eukaryota, Viridiplantae, Streptophyta, Magnoliopsida, Lamiales, Lamiaceae.